This is a messenger RNA of Metopolophium dirhodum (rose-grain aphid), 1101 nucleotides long. RefSeq lists its product as uncharacterized. NCBI's taxonomy places the organism in Eukaryota, Metazoa, Arthropoda, Insecta, Hemiptera, Aphididae. The transcript has 3 exons. The coding region runs from base 322 to 816 and encodes 164 amino acids. The record is from RefSeq and is a predicted model, not a curated record.
CAAAUAAAUUGUAUUCAAACAGUUCAAACCGUCCGUUACAAAUUCUGAGAUAGACCAUGGACAUAAAUUAUAAAAUAAAACGCAAUUAAUAAUUAUUUUCUCUAUUGAAAUUUCGACGUAUAGGUAUUAUUAAAAAUUUAAUAGAUAAUUAUUAAAAACAUUUUUUCUGUAAACCAGUUGAAUAAUGCUCGUUUAUCAUUGUUAUAAUUCAUCUUUAGAACUUUAGAGAUCUAAGAGGUAAAGAGAGGUUCGUUGUUCACAGAUCGCGGCUGACAUUUUGAGAACAUUUUCAACCAACUAUAGAAGUCACCAAUCACUAGCAUGUCGAACAUUGUAGAAAUUCCGGAUCCCCGAUCACCUACUGUAGCUUUUGUCAGAACUCCGUUACGAGUGGUCAAAAUGAUAAUCGACGAAGAAAAUAUAUCGACAGAGACACGAAUAAACAACGAAGUAUUUGAAAACGCUUUGUCUGGAAAUCUAUUGAUGUCAUCACCAAUUGUCAGUAACACUUUUGAUACAGAUGAUUCAUUCCAUUCAGCAGUUGGUGAAAAUGAUAUUGAACCUCUGAUAAGCAGUACAGACUCUAAAGGAGUGAAAGACAGUAAUAAGAAAAAUAGGAGAGCACUGGGAUGCAUUAAAAAUCGUCUGAUUGAAACACCAAAGACGGACAUGCGUCGUAAACUUUGGCGUAACAUGGAGGAUGAAAGAGUAAAAAAAGGAGUUAAUAAUGGAGUUGAAAAUACACCACCAUUACCCUUUAUGGACUUAACUGCUUCAGCUCCUCCAAAAUUAUAUAGACACCGCAAGUUUACAUAAGUUUUUUAUUUUUAAUAUUUAAUUAAAUUUUUAUUUAUAUCACUAUUCACCAUAUAAUUUCCGAUUUGUCAUUAUACUAUAUCUUUACUUUUUUCCAUUAAUCUAGUAGCAUAAGAUGAACUGAUGUAACCCAUUCUCACUUUAUUUACAAAUUUAAUUUUUUUACAUCAAUAUUUGUAAUAUACCAGCACGUGUACAUUUUUUAUGCCUUAAAGUCAACAUAAUUAUUAAGGUCAUCAUGUAUUUUUUUUAAAUGUAAUAUAUAAAAUAUUAAAAUCAAUGAAA